CGUACACGAGCAACCUGUUCCCUCGAAUGCCAUCUCGAACUGUAGUUCGUUCGAGAUGAGUGGUUUUCGCGUGCUGCCAUUUUGCGAUCAGUAAACAUCUACUCGGCGUAUCGUGUUGAUAAUUUUAGAUGAAUGUUAUUAUAACUAGCAGCACUCGUGACCUUCGCGCUUCUUGACGCUCUUUGCCGAGUUAAUCUUGCCACGAAGAAAUUGAUGACAUAUUCUGAAGAGCAAGCGAUUAAUUAUACGUACACGUUUGGUUAUAAUAGAAUUACUUCGUUGCCAAAUGUCAAACGUAUUGCGAUAUUCGAGAAUGAGCCUUUCUGUGUAAUAUUGGCUCCUGUCUAUUUUACGCACAACAACAAACGGCUGAUAACGGAUCUGUGUGAAACCAAUUAAAGAUUCAAUAUUUGGAUACAAGAAAGAUCGUAAACUGGCAGAAUGAUGGAGAUCGAUCUGCCUCAUUUUUCUAAUAAGGAUGAAGAAAUUCAAUAUUGGAUGGAGUUGGCGCAUCAGCUACAUCAACGGAAAGAGGACACAGAACAUGAGUUGGAAGAAUUCCAAGAAAAUUCCCAAAUGUUAGAAAAAGAACUAGAAACUUCACUUGAACAGUCUGAAAAGGCAAAUAGAGAACUGCGACAGAGAAAUACACGGCUUGCUACGGAAGUCGAACAACUCAGAGCUCGGUUAGAUCAGCAAUCAAUUGAUUGUGCUGCAUUUCAGGCAAAGGCCCACGAUCUUCAAUCUAGACAAGAUCAAUUGGUGAAAUAUAUACGAGAACUAGAACAGAAGAAUGAUGAUUUGGAAAGGGCGCAAAGAGUUAAUAUGGUGACGGAAGAGGAAAUGGAGGCAAAGUGUAAUUUGGCCAUUGAACGAAAUGCAUUACUUGAAUCUGAGUUGGAUGAGAAGGAAGGCUUGAAGGUAAUGGUACAGCGGCUUAUGGAUGAAAUCAGAGACUUGAAGCAGGAAAUACAAGUACAAGAACGUCAUCAACCGGAUAAUGAUAAAUCUGUGGACAGAGUACGGAGUAUUGUGGAUAGUAAUAAGCUUCAGGUGGAACUGGAGACACUCACACCAUCCAGCAGUCCUUCUACACCCCAAACGAUACCUCCGACAACACAUACAACAGCUCCUCCAUUAAAGAUUGGAAAUGGAGUAAUUGGAGGUAUGAUUGGUAACAACAAUAAUAACAUGAAUCCACCACUGGCACCCUGUACAAGGAUACUCGCAAUGAACAUGAUUGGGGACCUGAUGCGAAAAGUUGGGCUUGACAGGUGGGUCUGCAUGGACUGUAGAAGGAUAAAGUGCUCAUGCCCUGGUGGAAAAAAGACCAAUUCUACUCCACCCGCUGGUAAACCAUCAAUUCAAGUUCAGACACCUACUCAAUGUAUCCAGCAGCAGCCCAGGCCCGCCAAAUGCUGAUGUCUGAUACUCCCCACUUUACUACCACAUACUUCCAUAUGCUGCAGGCCCUGGAGAGUAAGCUAAAUACAUGCCGCAAUUCAACUCGAGAGGAUCAGGCAGUGCGAGAUCACUACAGGUAAUGCUAACUAAUCCAAUCCAUAGGAUUAUGUUGUUCCUUUUUGAAAUGUAGGAUAUUUGUACUUGCGGGAGAGCACCACGUACUCCAUUCGCAUUCCGAUUGCUUAAAGAUAAUUCAAAUUAAAUUAAUCUGUAAAUAUUCGUAUUUAUCUGCAAAGUGUUCAAUCCCAAUGAAAAUAUGAGUUUAAAACUAGACAACAAUUGUUGGAAUCUGAUGGAGUAUACGAUACCAACUGUAAUUUGUACUUACUCGAGACACGCUGGUUGUGCUUUUUUAAUUUAACGAUUUUAUUUUAAUCUUCAAUUCUUCCAUCUGCAUAAACAUUGUCACAUCUCUCAUAUCGCGUUUAAUAUUUGGUUUAUCAUCAUACCACUGUAGCCGUAUGAUCAAUUUAAACUUACGAUGAUAAUGUUGGACAGAAUCUAUCAUAGUACAAACCUGAUUCUAGAAUUUAAACUGCAUAAUAUAUGUAUAGGUUACUGCUGAAAUUUAUUAUUUGUUGGAUUAUUAUUACCUUGCUACUAAAAAUUAGUUGAAAUUAUUCACAUAAAUAUAAGUCACACAUGUGGGUUAUAUGAAAUUUGAAAUAUUUUUAAACAAUCGAAACAAAUUCGUAUUAUAUGAUGUCCGUUUCCAUGUCAAUUGAUUUACUUCUCAAUUAACUUCAUAAUAACAACAUCACCAAAUGCAACGAUAACAUGCAGGUAUAAAAAGUUUUCUGCUUUGAUUAUUUAAAAGUCACUUUAUGCAUUGAUACUCUUCGUUAUGUCGGUUUCUUUAAUACGUAGUUAAUUAUGUAUUGAAACUAAUACUCAGUGAUUACCUUGAAUACAAUAGCAUUCGUUAUUGUUAUUAUCAUUAUUAUUAUUAUUAUUAAUUUUAAUUUUACUCUUAUUACUGUUAUUGUUAUCAUUAAUGUCGGCAAUUAAGAAAAUCUAUUUAUGUUCAAACUAAAAUCAAUGUUUAGUGUAGAUACAUAAAAUUCAUAGGAUAUAUUAUUUUAUGGUGAAUUGAAACAUCCGUCCUUUAAAUCAUUUUUAUGAAUAUUUCAUGUACGUUGUAUGUUCUUCAUUAUUUUGACCAAUUUGUUUAUUUGUGUGACAAUUUCAUACUUUUUGGCCAGUGAACAUGGUAAGCUACUAACAAUGUACCAAGGAAUAUUUGAAUCAAAGUGCAUAUAAAAUCAAAAUUCGUCUAUGAUUCUGAUUAUCUUUUAUGGAAAGGUGAACCAUGAAUACAAAUAUAGUUAGACUUAAUUGUAAUACAAAUGUUUUCAAUAGAGUUUUAAUCUUUCAUGUUUGUAUUUACCUGUGAUGUAUAUAACUGUAAUUGAUUGGUUACACAGUUUCCUCAGUUUUUUGACAUCCCAAAUUUUCGUGCAUCUCUCAGUGCAUGCGCAUUGAAUUAUAAAAUACUCUGCUAGAUUUGUUCAGCCAAAUCGAUAUCCAAGCCAGAGUUUAAGUUAACUAUUUUUUUCUCUAAUUCUAACCGUCGUCUAAUGUGAAAAUUGGCUGCGCGGUAAAUGUUUAGAAGAGUUCAAUAUUAUGUUUGGAUACUUUUGUUGAAAAUAGUGCACACAAAUUUGAAGUGCAAACUCUCAUACCUUUUAAGUACUACAUACUGCAGUGAUUGUCGUGUUUAAGCUAUCCGUUAAUCAUGGAUAGUAACGAAUAGUUCUUGCAUAUGUUUACCCAGGACUAGACGGCAGGUGCGAGGCCCGGCCUCUGGAAACAACAACCACAUUCGCUUAUAAUCACUCGAUAGAGUUUACAUCUGUACUACUAACGACAUCACCAUGCUUCUUUCCAAUGGCUUAUAUUAAAUUUUUUUCACAAUUAAAAUUCUUGUUAUGUUGUGAUGAAAAUUGUCCAAUGCAGCUAUUGAUAUUAGAUCACGAAUUAUCAUACGGCACUGGCAGCACAACAUUGUAUUAGACAAUGUAUACGUGUAUGCAACUUCUUUAUAUUUAAUAUCAAGCGAUAAAGAAAGCGAUACUGAUCACGUGCACAGCUAUUUAAAAUCGUAAGGAUAUCUGAAUAAUUCUCAUGGUCUAAAUAAAGUUAACCCAUGAUAAUGUCGAUAUUUAUUUUCUAAUUUAUGAUUUAGUGACAUUCAUUUAAAUAUUCACAGCAAAUUAAUGGUCUAUCAUUAUAUUUGACGAGAAGCAUUGGAAUGAACGCAUGAUGUGGAACUUAUGGUUGAAUUUUUAACUUCAUCAGGAGGGAAGGACCGUUACCCGUUUGUAAAUACCAUUUAUUUAUAGAUAUGUUGCGAUUUGUAAUAUACAUUGUCUUAGUCUCUCAAUUAUAGCAAGAAUGUAGAUAUUUAUCAAAGAAAAAGUUUAAUAAACAAUUUAUUAUCAUUAUCUGACAGUUUACAUAAUCUUUCAAUGAAUAAAUCAUAUAUUGUAUGCGGUAGACCGAUAUGAUAUGAUGAUUGGUUUAUUAUUUCUUACUAACAUCAAAAUGUAAUGCUCAUUUAAAGAAAGACAUUAUUUGUUAUACUCCUUGUUAGAAUUUAUCAUAUUGUUCCGAAUACAAGUCUACUUCCGAUUUGAAGACUUCAUUUCAGAAAAUGUUUGUUUACGAAUAUACCUGCAAGAGCAGCCCUACGUGUAAGUCAGAGCGAAUAUUUCGCGUCACAUCCAGCUUAUAAAACCUUGACCUUAUGUCAGGAGCAGUAUUGGUACUUGUACAAGUAACCUGACAGUAUUUAAUAUCUACAGUGGUUGAUGAAAUAUCUACUCAAUGCUGUUAUGUUUGUAUGUAAAGAGACACUUGUGAUUUUUUGUUUAUAAAUCUUCAUUAGUUUUUCAUUUGAACCACCAAAUUGUACAAUAUAUGUGUGUCAGGUGCCUUUUUAUUAAAUGAUCAUUAUAAUUAUAUUUCUCAGUGUCGUGUAAAAAAAAUGAACACAUUUACCAAUAGUUGACUACAAUAAAUAGCAUAGUAAUGUUACUAACAAUAAACGAUAUAGAAAUUACGUGACAAUUCGUGAAAAUUCGAAUCGGACCCUUGAGUUUAUUUUUGAAGAUCUCUGACUUAAGUCUCCCCUAACAUAUUUAUUAAUAUGCAUCAAUAUUGGAGGCUUGAUUGUUCGGUAGCAUGAUUAAAUUAUAUAUUUAAUGAUUCAUUGAGAAACUGUAUAUAUAAUUGUGUUAUUCGAUUAUGAACGGGACAGUUCCAUUAAUAUAUAUUUACUUCGGUUGACAUUAAAAACAUGCACUGUUUGAAAAGGUCUAACUUAUUAUACAUAUAUUCUUUUAUUGAACAUCGACCGUUCAUACGCGCUCUCACCAAAUUUUACAAGAAGUAACAGUUAUUACUAUGUAAUAGUUGUAAGAUUAUGUGCAAUGAUUUGAUUCUUAUCUGAAAUAAUUUGUUGCUAAUGUAUCAAUUCGUCUGGCUUCAGUAUCUCCAAGUAAACAAGUUUUAAUAAAGAUAACUAGAAUAAUGUAAUGCCUUUUCAAACAUCAUUGUAUAAAUGUAUUGGCAACUUAAUAAUUCCGCAUUAUAUGGAUAGAAUUCUCUUGAUUGUUAAAUAAAAUUAUAGAAUAGUGUACAUUGUAUGCUCUGUUCAAGAUACUGUCACUAGAACAUCAAGUAUUAAUUACUUCGUUACAACUGACGCAUCAUAGAAUCAAAACGUUUCACUGGUGAAACAAAUUACGUUAGUUUCAUUCUUUAUAAUCUAAAUAAAGUUCUGUUAUUGAGUAGUUAUUAUAAAAUCCACAAAAUUAAUGCAAUACAUAGCCAGAAUAUGUGUGAAUAUCUUGAACAGAGUCGCAAACCAAAUUUUAAUGAUAUUAUUCUGUGAAAUAAAAGUGGUGAUUGACAACUAAAACAGUUUAUUAUAUAGUUACCAUUAAAUUACACUGCUAAUAUUGAAUAAAAUAUGGGGGGUAUGAUGUAUAUAAUACAAUAGCUGAAUUUAGAGAAUUUAUUUACGAAAUAUGUAUUCUGCACAGAAAAUUGAACACACGAGUAAAUUAAAAUCAAUUACGUAACUUAUUCGUAAACAUAACCAAAUCUGAGACCAUUAUAAUUGAUCUAGUACUAAACAAACAGACACUUAAAUUCUAAAGUACACUUAUACUCUUGUUGGAUAAUGUUGUGUAAUGACGAUAGGGUUUAAUGACACUGCCCAACCACUUCAAUUACUUCCCUUUUGGUUGAGAAUAUAUUGGAUUUAGUG
This is a messenger RNA of Neodiprion virginianus, 5737 nucleotides long. It is a transcript of the gene nudE, whose product is annotated as nuclear distribution protein nudE-like 1-B. The record is from RefSeq and is a predicted model, not a curated record. The transcript is spliced from 9 exons. Gene Ontology annotation, biological process: chromosome segregation; establishment of mitotic spindle orientation; cell migration. Gene Ontology annotation, cellular component: centrosome; kinesin complex; kinetochore. The coding region runs from base 442 to 1422 and encodes 326 amino acids. NCBI's taxonomy places the organism in Eukaryota, Metazoa, Arthropoda, Insecta, Hymenoptera, Diprionidae. Gene Ontology annotation, molecular function: microtubule binding.